Molecule: messenger RNA, 856 nt
Organism: Penaeus monodon (black tiger shrimp)
Lineage: Eukaryota; Metazoa; Arthropoda; Malacostraca; Decapoda; Penaeidae
Exons: 3
Coding region: 1-453 (150 amino acids)
Source: RefSeq, a predicted model, not a curated record
AUGAAACCUCUAAUAGUUGCGUUACUCGUGCUGGGUGUGGCUGCAGUGUCCCAUGCCAAAGACGACAGCGGAGAUGCGGCCAGGAUCCUCGCCAACUACAGCCUGAAGACGUUCAUCUCCUUCAGCACCUCCGUCACCACAGUGCCCUACACCUGCGCCAGGAAUUUCAACUCGGCGGUGUGUCAAAAGAGGCGCAUGCGUAGGAUUAGGAACCCGAUCGAUCUUGACGCGAAGGAAGUGCAUGCGAGCGUGCCUUUGGAGAGCACUCUCGACGAAACCCUUGAGGAUGACUCGGUUCCCGACGCCAUCCGCAAACAGCGACUCGGCCUCACCAUCUGGCUGACCUCAUCCUCAACCUAUACCAUCACGUCGACCUCCACCAACAGCUCAACGACCUUCUCGCUGUCUUAUUACUGCUCGAUCGUUGGCGCCAACCUCGCUCCUUCGUGUUAGGUUAAGCAGACGGAUGACGAUCAUUUCUUUUUGUUUGUUUUUUCAUGUUGCUGUUUUUCUAUUUGUAUCUCUUUAACUCAGAUAUUUUUAUUCGUUAUAUUUUCUCUUCAUUCUUUUAAUCUAUUUAUUCAUUUUACUCAUUCAUUUCGCUUAUUUAUGAAUUCGCUUCACAUGAAGCAUUCAAUUUGUUUGUUAAUUUGUUUACCUGUUCAUAUUUUUUAUCUAUUCUAAUUUAAAAAGGCAUCGAGGUUUCGGAUGACAAGAUGGCUACGGGUGUGUGAUUACUACACUGUUUUACGAAAUGCAAUAACUCCCAGUAAAAUGUCCAUUGCAGCUUUUCCAACAUUUACUGCUUGUAAUUUUUACUUGCAUUUCUGGCCAGACACUGAACAUCCUGUAUUGA